UGAAAGAUCGGGCCUAAAAAGGGAAAAUACUCUGGGUUAGUUUUAGUUUCUCGCCACAUAUUCUUAGCUCAAUAUUUUUGCAUUUUGCUGCUCCACUAUAAUAAGAAUGGAGGAAGAGGAGGAUGUGGUAGCUGCAGUAGAACAAGUUUUGAAAGAAUCGACACACAAUUUCACAGAAGUUGUUCGCCAUGUGCAACUGAUCGACACCUGUGGCACUUCAGGAGGCACCGUGGAAGCCAACAAUCUGCCCAGACUCAAUGCAGCUGCGCAGGAUUGUUUAUCCGCACUGCGAUCAGCACAAUUGCAGUUGGAUCUUCUUGCUCAACAGCAGCCCACCGAUCACCAGAUCGAUUCCUGCCAAAAUACUUUGCAAGCGUGGAAGGAUGAGUAUCAGAGCCUACAGUUGAAAUUAAGGAAUGCAAAUUUAAAGGCCAAGGCAAAUAUUCAGAAAGCUGCUCAGGAAGAGAGAGAGCUUCUCUUGGGUGGUGGGGAGGAAUCUACCAUUCGGAGACGGAACUUAGAAACUAAGACUGGAAUGACAGUGGCUGCUGAAAGCAUUACUCAAGGUCUUCGGCGAGCUCGACAAAUGAUGGUUCAGGAGGUUGAGAGGGGGGCAAGUAAUUUGGCCACAAUAGAUCAAUCCACUGGGACUCUCAUAAAAGCUGAAUCUGAAUAUAAAGGACACCGCUCUUUACUGAUGAGCACUAGACACCUUCUAACAACUAUGCGACGACAGGAUAUCCUGGACAGGAUAAUAAUGGGUGUCGGAUUUGUUUUCUUUUGCUUGGUCGUUUUAUACAUUUUCACCAAGCGUGUCGGGCUUUUGAAGUUACAGCGUAAAUUGUCUGCAUCAAUGAGAUCAGAUCAUCCAGAAAUAAAUCUAGCUUCAGACUAUCCACAGCAUGCUAGCAGUCCAUAUUUUGUGAAGGAGAAUACAAAAGUUACUAUUGGAACCUCUGGAAAAACGGUUUCCAUGGAUGCAAGUCUCUCCUCUGACCCAGCGUUUUUGGAUAACAGUAUACAUCAGACCAGCAAUUCUUAUCCUGUAAAUAGUGAUGUACAUCUAGAUAUCAACGAUGAAAAGGAAACCAAAAUUCAUUUAACUUCCAGUGAUCCAUCCUUACAAAAAAUUCCCUACCCCAAAGUCAUGAUGAACUUUGAUUUGCAAAAUAAAUUGCAUUUGCUGACAACAAUUAUGCAUGUGUUUGUUCAGUUUUAUUAAUAGUGAUCAUGGUUGUAAGAUCGGAGUAUGUUCAUACUAUUGCUAUCUAACAUAAUUUGAGUAAAUGCAAUUGGCAAGAGUCAAUUAAAAAUUUAAUACA
This is a messenger RNA of Cryptomeria japonica (Japanese cedar), 1322 nucleotides long. RefSeq lists its product as uncharacterized. The transcript has 7 exons. Gene Ontology annotation, cellular component: endoplasmic reticulum; SNARE complex. The coding region runs from base 107 to 1222 and encodes 371 amino acids. Gene Ontology annotation, biological process: retrograde vesicle-mediated transport, Golgi to endoplasmic reticulum. Lineage: Eukaryota; Viridiplantae; Streptophyta; Pinopsida; Cupressales; Cupressaceae. The record is from RefSeq and is a predicted model, not a curated record. Gene Ontology annotation, molecular function: SNAP receptor activity.